Aspergillus nidulans FGSC A4 is the source of this 1004-nucleotide messenger RNA. RefSeq lists its product as uncharacterized. The coding region runs from base 9 to 992 and encodes 327 amino acids. NCBI's taxonomy places the organism in Eukaryota, Fungi, Ascomycota, Eurotiomycetes, Eurotiales, Aspergillaceae. The record is from RefSeq and is a predicted model, not a curated record. The transcript is spliced from 2 exons.
CAGCCAAUAUGAAAGAGUACAGAGCCCCUCAGGUCGAAGACGGCCUUGAGACCGACGACGUAACCAGCACAACAAAGCGCAAGAGAAGCAUCGAAACACCUGAAUUACAGGAGAAAGACUCAAAAGAGCUGAAGUCGCAGCGCCCGCGUAAAGCAGCCAAGUCUGGGAAACCGCCUGAAGCGGAAGAUGAUGAGGGCUAUGUUGACGAUGAGGGGGAGUUUGGCGAAGGGGAGAUAGAUGAGGAUAUGAGCGAGGAGGGUGACAAAGAGGGCAGCGAGGAAAAUAAAGAAGACGAAGAACGCGAGAACGGCCAUAAGAGCCAGGAUAAACCGCAACGGUCUCCAAAUAGGGAGAAGCUCGAGAAGACAAUUGAGAGAUUCGGCCGUGGCCCGCUGGAGGGAACAGCAAUCGAGGGUAAAGCGCUUAGCGGCUCACCAGAUACCAUUCUCGCCAUGCUCAUGGACGCAAUGUUGAAGUCGAAGCCAAUGUCGCACGGUCUCACAGACCGUACUCUCAAGAAGCUUGUCGAGGUUGGAUACCAUGAUAUUCAGAAACUAAGAAACGCCAGCUGGGAAGAGAGAGCCAUGGUAUUGAAGGACGGCGGAUAUAAUCGAUACAGAGAGCAGGGGUCAACGAACCUUGGAAGAUUGGUCGAGUUUGUGGACGAGAAAUAUGAGGGAGACCUUAACAAUCUUAUAAAGAAAGCUGGCUAUGAUCCUACGACAACGAGGCAGCUGAUCAAAGAAGUCCACGGCCUCGGGGACCUUGGAGUCGAGCUCUUCUUCAAUAACGUGCAAAGUGUCUGGCCCACUAUCGCUCCGUUUGUGGACUCCCGGAGCCUGAAGACCGCCGAGGAUGCUGGACUAGGGACAGAUCUGAACGCCAUCUAUGAAAGUCUAGGGAACGACUCCGUGAGGAUGUGCAAGUUGGCAAAUGCUCUGUCUGCUGCGAGGUUAGACAAGCGAGUCGGUGAUCUCGUGGCUAUUCGAUAGCCCUGCUUCGAG